GUUAAUAUCUACAAUUAUUGAAUCAAAUAGCAUUACACACUAUUUAGAAAUAUGGAAUUGAGUAAAUGCCAGAAACUAUAGUAAAUACAAUCUACAUUGGUUCUCUCUAGAAGAGGAGAGAGUGGAGAGGUGUGGGACAGGGAACCCUUUAUGUUACCAGUUCUGUAGUUCAAUUUAAUAUUUGACUUUCAGAACUAUGUGCAUGUAUUAUUUUAAUAAGAAUUAGUUUAAAAUCAGUGUUUUAUCAGGUCUGACUCAAGUUCUGUGAAGUGUAAUUUCACUGGUUGAGUCUUGUUUUAUAAAAUACGAGGUCAUUUCAACAAAUUUGAGGCAAAUUAUAGAAUUAUCUUGAAAAAUACUGAACUGGCACUGGCUGGGGGAAUCAUUGAAUGAUGGGCAUUGCUCAGAGGAAGCUCCCUGGAAGAAAUGGAUUAUAAACUGGGAUGAUGUGUGUGACAUAUGAAAAAGCCUUGGACAAAACCCUCUGAGGAGAGAGUGCAAAUCCAACCAGGAUUUUAGACUUCCCAAGACUGUCCCACUUUCUUAAAUGCCCCACCAAGAAUGACUAUUCCUGCAUUUCCCCCAGAGCUUCCUCGGACCCCUCUGGAGACACCAAAGGCAUUUUUCUUCCGUGAUGUUUAAAGUUACCUGAAAUGCAUCAUAUAACAAUGAACUCAUCAACUCAGCUGUCACUCAGUUCAAGGCACUAGACAUACCAGGGUGAAAAUAAUGAAGGUCUCUGGCCACGGACAACAGCUUGGGAAAUGUGACUCCUACAGCGAUAAAACAGGUGGGGUUAUGAUCUGUACCCACCAAGCUCUCCUGGCCUGUGCGUCUCCACGUUUCAAAUGCUUCCCCAGCCCGGGAAGGUGAACUCCAGCAGCCGCCCACACCUCCCUGGCCCCAGACCAGGAGUGUAGGAACUUCUCUCUUUUCACCAUGAUUAAUGUGGAGGACAAAUCCUUGCUUCCAAAAGAAAAACUAAAAUUUGUUGGUGAGGAGGCAGGGCCAAAAUGAAAGAGGCAUCAUUUAAUCUAAACCAUUUUCUCUGACUUGGACGUCUUUUUAAAAAAUUGGCCGCCUUAUCAUUUUCUGAGUCACCUCUUCUCCAGGCUUAUUGGAGGCGUAGUCCCUCCUAGCAACCUCCCAUCUGCUGGAAAACAGAAUGGAGAGGAUGGGGAGCUGAUGACACAUCCCUCCCCGGCUGAAAAUAUUGGGGGGAAGCAGUUUGUGCACUAUCCAUUUGCAUGAAACUUAUUAAUGCCUUCUUACGACUGACAAGAUGAAUUCUCCACCGCCAGGGGAGCACCUGGGAGUAUCGGGGACAUUCUGCAAACCACAGCCACUCGGCAAAGCGCCAUCACCAACCUCAGCGCUCUCGAAUUAAAACCUUCUGGUCGUUGGGCACAGGACUACACAUCUUAAUCGAAGAUUCACCCAGGUUUUCUAUUUGCUCAAACGCUGUUAGGUUUCUUGUAUUCCUGUUUUUCUUCUCAUGUUAAUGGAGAUUCACAGGCAUUUCGAAACACAUUCUUUUAAAAAUCAAAACUAAAAUCUUUAUAGUUUUCCCCUACUGGCGAUCAGGAAACCCUGGGGGUGGGGGUGGGAGGUGAACAUUCUCAGUCACUGGCUGGUGCUCUCUCGUGUUGAUCCCAGGUAACGUUAACCUUUACAGUGGCCAAGCAAAGCGACAGUGAGGUUCCCAGGACCUAGAGGUCCGCGGCCUCCGCAGGGGCGCACGGGAGCCGUAGCGCCGAGACGGGAAGGGGACCCGCGGGGAACCCGAGGGAGGUGCGGAGAAGGCGGCGAAUAGGGAUCAGGUGUGUUCCUCGAAUGUACAGCCCACAUCUAAAUGACAUACGCCGAGGCCAACCUAUAAAAACAAGUAAGCGCGAAUCUGCCCGAACGCAUCCCUCUCUGCGCGCGUGCCUUCAACUAACUUCGGGCGCUCGGAGACCCGCGCCGCCGCGUCCCGACCCGCCCGCGCCUCCUCUUCCUCCGGGCAAGGAUGGAGGGCACCUCCAGCCGCUCAACUCUGCCGCCUGCGCCCAACCUCUCCGCGCCCAUCUUGCUGGGCUGGGGGCUUAAUUUGACUUCGGCUCGGGGAGCCCCCACCCCGGGGCUGGGGCUGCAGCUGCCGCCGCCCGGGCCCCCCAGCCGCCGCGUCCGCCUGGCCUUCCUGGGCGUCAUCCUGGUGGUGGCGGUGGCCGGCAACUCCGCGGUGCUGUGCCGCCUGUGCGGCGGCGGCGGGCCCUGGGCGGGACCCAAGCGUCGGAAGAUGGACUUCCUCCUGGUGCAGCUGGCCCUGGCCGACCUGUACGCGUGCGGGGGCACCGCACUAUCGCAGCUGGCCUGGGAGCUGCUGGGCGAGCCCCGCGCGGGCGCGGGCGACCUGGCGUGCGGCGUCCUGCAGCUGCUGCAGGCCUCGGGCCGCGGCGCCUCCGCCCACCUCGUGCUGCUCAUCGCCCUCGAGCGCCAGCGCGCCGUGCGCCGUCCGCAGGGCCGGCCGCUGCCCGCGCGCGCCCUGGCCGCCCUGGGCUGGCUGCUGGCGCUGCUGCUGGCGCUGCCCGCGGCCUUCGUGGCGCGCGGGGGCACCUCCUCGCCAGCGCCGCCGCUGGCCCCCCGCGCCUGGCCCGGGGAGCGUCGCUGCCGCAGCAUCUUCGCGGCCCUACCACGCUGGCACCUGCAGGUCUACGCGCUCUACGAGGUCGUCGCGGGCUUCGCCGCGCCUGUCACGGUCAUGGGCGUCGCUUGCGGCCGCCUGCUCUGCGUCUGGUGGCGACGCCGGCCCCAGGACCCCGCGGCUGCAGCGUCCAGGCCGGCGAGUCCCGGCCGAGCCCCCGCGCCCGACGUGCUGCCCCGCGCCAAGGUGCAGAGCCUCAAGAUGAGCCUGGCGCUGGCGCUGCUCUUCGUGGGCAGCGAGCUGCCCUACUUUGCCGCCCGCCUGGCGGCCGCGUGGUCACCCACACCCUCGGGAGACCCGGAGGCCGAGGGCCUGUCGGCGACCUUGUGCGUCGUGGGGGUGACCAGCAGCGCCCUCGACCCCUUCGUCUACCUGCUCUUCCAGGCGGCUGACAGCCGGCUCUGGCGGCGGCUGCGCAGGCGCCUGGGCGCAGUGGCUGAGGACAGCCAGGGGCCCGGGGGUCCUCGGGCGCUGCACCGCCACCGCUGGCCGCACCCGCAUUAUCACCACGCUCGGCGGGAGCAGCUGGACCAGGGCUGCCUGCGCCCUCCCCCGCCGCGCCCCAGACCCCGGCCUUGUUCCUGCGACAGCGCCUUCUAGGUGCUCGGGUCUCAGAGAGCAACGUCGCCGUGGAGCCGGCUCCAGGGUCGGCCCAGAAGAGCUCUGAGAGCGACACCGCAGCUGUCCCCUCCACUCCCCGUCUCCCGCUGUGUUUACAACAUUCUCCCAAACUUUCCCCCACUUGGAGACCAGAGAGUGAGCCAUUUGUAGUUGAGAAAGGGUCAGAGUUAGAGUUAUCUUGGCAGUUUUUUAAAUGCUUUUAUAGUGUUCUGGGUAAGGCCAUUCAUUUUAGCUAAAUUGCCAAACUUUCAUUAUUUCCCGUGUUUUCAAUUUUUAUUUAUUUUGACUAGUUCUUACGUUUGGGACCAGCAAGUUUGCCCUUUUUUCCAGGAGGACAAACCCCACAUGGUUUUGCCUGGGAAGACUGAGAGGUGCUCCAGUAACACUGUCACUUCAGAGCCACAGAGUGUUUGUAAAAUAAAAACAUUUCCCACGGAACAAUUAGUACUUUUUAAAAACAGGAAAAUGUGUUUUCCCAGAAGAAAAUCAGUGUGGCCUUUAUUUUCAGCUGAGAUUGUAGGACAGAAACAGGGACUCGGUUCUGUGCCCAGACCUGUGGCUGACACUGCCAUGUCAUGCCCUGAAGGCACCUCCCGGAGCCAAGUGCCCAGCAAACCCAAGAAGGGACUCACGGAGGGGGUGCACGUGGGCAGGUUCGCUGCCCCAGGGGAGCCUUAGGAAGAUUUACA
Nycticebus coucang (slow loris) is the source of this 3993-nucleotide messenger RNA. It is a transcript of the gene GPR150, whose product is annotated as G protein-coupled receptor 150. The transcript has a single exon. Lineage: Eukaryota; Metazoa; Chordata; Mammalia; Primates; Lorisidae. Gene Ontology annotation, biological process: neuropeptide signaling pathway. The coding region runs from base 2009 to 3283 and encodes 424 amino acids. Gene Ontology annotation, cellular component: membrane. Gene Ontology annotation, molecular function: corazonin receptor activity. The record is from RefSeq and is a predicted model, not a curated record.